Messenger RNA from Alternaria atra, 411 nucleotides. RefSeq lists its product as uncharacterized. The record is from RefSeq and is a predicted model, not a curated record. The coding region runs from base 1 to 411 and encodes 136 amino acids. The transcript has a single exon. Gene Ontology annotation, biological process: Arp2/3 complex-mediated actin nucleation; regulation of actin filament polymerization. Lineage: Eukaryota; Fungi; Ascomycota; Dothideomycetes; Pleosporales; Pleosporaceae. Gene Ontology annotation, cellular component: Arp2/3 protein complex; actin cytoskeleton.
AUGGCCAACAUCAACUGGCGGACAAUCAACAUUGACGCCUUGGAUCCCGACAGCCCCGCCAACUUCGACCUAAGCUCCCUCGCGCCCGCCGUUGAGCCCGUAUCCACGGCCGAUGUCCAGAACAACGCCCAGCAAAUACGGCAGCUUCUACGCGGUGGAGACAAUGAGGGAGCUCUUCAGGCAGCAUUAGAGAAGCCGCCAUACGGCGCCGACGACAAGGGAAAGGUACGUUGCGCCUCAAGCAUAGCUCCAGAGACAUGGCGACCCAAGCCUCUGAACCGGGAGCUUCAUAUCUUUCCAGAUAUGGACGACUCUGGUCACCGCCACAACCGCGUCUCUGGACUGGGGCUACCGACGACCAGGUUGGCGACAUUACACAAUACACCACCACAACCCAAGACCACAAGCUGA